GAGAGAGUCAGUCAGAGAUUGGCGAAAAAUAUGAGCUCAAGCAUUCCAUCAAUGGCCGCUCCUAUUUUCUUCUUCUUGCUUCUUUCUACUCUAGUUUCUGCGAAAACGCGCGAUGUCACGGAGUUACAGAUUGGCGUGAAGUAUAAGCCAGAAUCUUGUGAUGUUCAAGCUCACAAAGGUGAUAGAGUCAAAGUACACUAUCGGGGUACCCUCACGGAUGGAACCGUUUUUGAUUCUAGUUAUGACCGAAAUGAUCCAAUUCAGUUUGAACUUGGGACUGGUCAAGUAAUCAAAGGAUGGGACCAAGGGCUGCUGGGAAUGUGCGCCGGUGAAAAGAGAAAGUUGAAGAUACCGGCUAAACUUGGUUAUGGUGAACAGGGUUCUCCACCUACUAUCCCAGGUGGCGCAACUCUAAUAUUCGAAACAGAGCUUGUUGAAGUGGUGGGGAAAACAUCAAGCGGAGGCAAAUCUAUAGACAGCGACCUGUAGUCAGCCACAUAAGUCCCCGCUAAUGGCGCCAUUUCCAGCCUCUUUUUUUCUACCCUGAUUGUUUGUUUUGCAUUUAAAAAAAAAUAGUUUGUUUUCUAGUUAGCAAAGGCUGGUAUCCUUAUAGACUUUUCGUCAAGCAUCAAGUUAUCAACGACUUUCCGCA
Messenger RNA from Morus notabilis, 652 nucleotides. Its product is annotated as FK506-binding protein 2. The record is from RefSeq and is a predicted model, not a curated record. The coding region runs from base 31 to 489 and encodes 152 amino acids. Gene Ontology annotation, molecular function: peptidyl-prolyl cis-trans isomerase activity. Lineage: Eukaryota; Viridiplantae; Streptophyta; Magnoliopsida; Rosales; Moraceae. Gene Ontology annotation, biological process: protein peptidyl-prolyl isomerization. The transcript has 6 exons.